GAGAAACUUUUCGUUCAGAAAAGAAGCAGAAGCAGACGACGCUGGGCUGCGUAGUGCCAAACUCAAAACACUGACACAAUGGCCUCUCAAAAUCAAAUGAAAGAAAACAGGGAUGAGUAUGAGUGGAUGAAAAUAAAGGCUGACAUGGAACGGGAACGAUCGGAACUUGCUGAAACUGGAGGGAGUAGAAUUAGUCGAGUAUUCAUGACAAACCCGUUUGUUCCUAUUGGAUGCCUGUCAACAGUUGCAGCUCUAUUAGUAGGACUCAAAAAUUUCUACAAAGGAGAUCAUAAGCGACAACAAGUUAUGAUGCGGGCCCGAGUAGGAGCCCAAGGAUUCACUGUUUUUGCACUUUUGGGUGGUGUAUUUUACCACGCCUUUAAGAAUGAAUAAGUGUAUAGUAAUGUUGGAAUUUCACAGAUUUUACAAAAUACUGUUAGCAGGCCCUCUAGUGAGGUAAAUCUCUGAACUCUUUUCUGUGGCAACCUUUGAACCUUUGUACAGCUAACAGCUUUUCUCUCGAUCUGUCUGUAUCAUCCAAUUGUUUCCAUGUAACUAAUUUAGAAAUUUAUUAAAUAUUAUUUUUGAAAA
Molecule: messenger RNA, 591 nt
Organism: Frankliniella occidentalis (western flower thrips)
Lineage: Eukaryota; Metazoa; Arthropoda; Insecta; Thysanoptera; Thripidae
Product: HIG1 domain family member 2A, mitochondrial
Exons: 2
Coding region: 79-393 (104 amino acids)
Biological process (GO): mitochondrial respirasome assembly
Cellular component (GO): mitochondrion
Source: RefSeq, a predicted model, not a curated record